Molecule: messenger RNA, 2625 nt
Organism: Triticum dicoccoides
Lineage: Eukaryota; Viridiplantae; Streptophyta; Magnoliopsida; Poales; Poaceae
Product: ADP,ATP carrier protein ER-ANT1-like
Exons: 5
Coding region: 64-1074 (336 amino acids)
Biological process (GO): mitochondrial ADP transmembrane transport; mitochondrial ATP transmembrane transport
Cellular component (GO): mitochondrial inner membrane
Molecular function (GO): ATP:ADP antiporter activity
Source: RefSeq, a predicted model, not a curated record
GGCCAUGGAAAUCCCCCACGCCACGCACCACCACCAACUCUCUCCCGCGGCGCCGCUCCACCAAUGGCCGCCGCCGCCGCCGCUGCCGCGGCCACGAGGAAGGACGGCGCCGACGCCCACCACCCGCCCCAUCGCCUCCGGUCGCCCUCCAGGGUGGCGGCCGACUUCGCCAUGGGCGGCGCGGCGGCGGUGGUGGCCAAGACGGGGGCGGCGCCGGUGGAGCGCGUCAAGCUGCUGCUGCAGAACCAGGCCGAGAUGCUGCGCCGGGGCGCCCUCACGCGGCCCUACCGGGGCAUCGCCGACGCCUUCGCCCGCGUGCUCCGCGAGGAGGGCGCCGCCGCGCUCUGGCGUGGGAACCAGGCCAACGUCAUCCGAUACUUCCCCACCCAGGCCUGCAACUUUGCAUUCAAAGGCUACUUCAAGAGCUUCUUUGGCUAUGACAAGGAGAAAGACGGUAAAUGGAAAUGGCUAGCUGGAAAUGUAGCAUGCGGCAGUGCUGCAGGAGCUACAACAUCAUCCCUGCUGUACCAUCUGGAUUAUGCACGGACACGGCUAGCCACUGACGCGAUUGAAUCUCAAGCGAACAAACGUCAGUUCAGGGGGUUGCUAGAUGUCUACAAGAAGACACUUGCAACUGAUGGUAUUCGUGGAUUGUACCGAGGCUUCAGUGUGUCUAUUGUGGGUAUUACGCUAUAUCGGGGCCUUUAUUUUGGCAUCUACGACACCAUGAAGCCUAUUGUACUAGUAGGGCCGUUGGAGGGAAAUUUUCUGGCCAGUUUUGCCUUGGGAUGGACAAUAACUACAUUCUCUGGGGCCUGUGCCUAUCCAUUUGAUACACUCCGACGAAGAAUGAUGUUAACUUCAGGGCAGCCAUUCAAAUAUAGGAGCGCCUUCCAUGCCGUAAAACAGAUUGUUUCCACCGAAGGGUUCUUCACUCUAUUCAGAGGGGUCGGUGCAAAUAUCCUCUCGGGAAUGGCAGGAGCUGGAGUUCUUGCUGGGUAUGACCAGCUCCAACGGUUUGCAGGCCGGCAUGAUUACAAAAUUGAGAACAGGAUGAAAGGGGCAUUGAAAUGAUGCGCAUGUGAUGGAUCUGCAUGUGCCCGGGAAGAUCCUUGGGUUUUCAGGUUGCGCGCUGGCCAGAUGGGAUGUGCUGUGUGAGCUACACUUACCGAGCUCACAGAGCAGACUUGAAAUGCGUGCAAGAGUUAAUGGGAAUGAAUUGAUCAACACAAUAACAUUUCCUGGAGGUGAAUCUUCCCAGGACAGGAGAUGGCAUCAUGCUGCAAUGGAUGAUUCGUUUCUAUACGAAGUUUUGAAUACCAUAAUGACUAGACCUUAUUCUUGAAGUGUAAAUUAAUAUGGUCUCGAAAGCUGAUGUCCCCAUGUACACUAUUAAUGUAAACUGUAAAUAGUACAGUAAAGAAUAAAGAGUUUAGGGCCUCUUUGGUUCAAAGCAAUUUCGUACCUUGUAUUAGGUUUGGUCCAUUUAUCCAUAUCUGGAACAUUAGUUUGCUGCCACACCUUUGCUGCAUUAGCUGUAAUUGCUAAGACUGACAUAAGCCAUUGUUGUCGUUGUUGUGGUUUUUUAGGGUACAUUGUGGUAUUUUUUGAUUGAUCAGGCGUCAAGACUCUCCUCUUCCGGCCUUGUUGAUCGCUUAGAAGGCCCAACUAAUGAUGAUUUGCAGGCUUCCCUGAGACUGGAAUAAUCUGAGAAGUCCUCUAGCUGCUAUGACCUGAUGGUUGUCCGUACAGGCAGUGGCCAAGUGGAGCUAGCAGGAUGCCACCAUGAGGCAAAGUGGCAAACAUAAUAGACUGGGUGAGUUGGGAUGAGUUGCUUCAAAGACCUUGAUAGAUUCAGCGUCAUGAUGGUAGCACCACAAGCUUGUAGAAUCGCUUUGUUGCCCUUGAGUUCUCAUGGACAGUUACUGCUGGAAUUCUAGUGUUCAGCAAGCUGAAGCAAAGUAAGGAAUUUCAUUGCCUGAAGAAGCAUCCUGCAUGGAAUCUGGUAGAUGCGCAACCACCGAAAGGCUCCCAACGCAAUGGUGGAUCAGAUGGGGCUAACAAUGGUGCCAUCGGCAUACGAUGCGUACAGGGGAAAACGAGCAAGGAUUUGAUAAACAAAGAGAAGUGGAUUCGGGUGGAGAGAUGAGACUUGGAACACUGGAGGCCGGAGGGGGUCGAAGCAGAUGGUGCAGUCGAGAACAUCCGGGUCGAUGAUGCCGGUGAUGCCCGCCGCCGCCAUCCCGCUCAUCUGCUCCGGCAGCUGCUGUGCCCGCUGAUGGUGAUCCCCUUUCCUCCUCAUCUUGCAGCAGCUGCUGCAGCUCUCCUCCAUUGACGGCACGACUGUUAGGCCCGUGGAUUGAUCCAUACUCGUUCAAAAGUCACGCACUGCAGUGAGUGCAGGGUCUACUAGCCGUUGUGUUUAUUGACGUGAUGCGACGACGCAGCGUGGUGCUAGGCUACUAGCCUGUAGCUAACUAGCCGUUUUUCGUUUUUCAAAUCCGUCUUCGACCCUGGAAUUAUGGUGGAUACAGCUUUUUUCUUGCCAUUUCGGUUUUGGGUUUCUGAAACUUUCUUUUUCUCUCUGUAGAACGGCAUAUGUUUAUGCAGGUACUGACUAAAAAA